This is a messenger RNA of Mytilus californianus (California mussel), 1848 nucleotides long. Its product is annotated as WAG22 antigen-like. The record is from RefSeq and is a predicted model, not a curated record. Gene Ontology annotation, biological process: removal of superoxide radicals. The transcript is spliced from 5 exons. Lineage: Eukaryota; Metazoa; Mollusca; Bivalvia; Mytilida; Mytilidae. Gene Ontology annotation, molecular function: superoxide dismutase activity; copper ion binding. The coding region runs from base 151 to 1251 and encodes 366 amino acids.
CGUAUUGCAAGUAUAUUUAAUAUAGAUACGGAAUCAUUCAACUCGCAAAAAAUAAGAUUGAACAGUAAACUUGAUAGAAACUUUCGGUGGAGAACGACAAGGAUACCCACUUUCAAUUAACUUUUAAAAUUAGUUUUACAAGUAGACACAAUGCGAAUGCUUUUAUUAUUAUGUAUUAUUGGAUGUGCAGUUGUACAUGGACAGUUUCCUGGACAGGGUCAGAAUUUUGGUCAGCAAGGAGGACCUAACUUCGGUCCAGGUGGUCCUCAAGGUGGUGGACCAAAUUUUGGUGCUGGACCACAAGGAGGUCCACAGGGAUUCGGUCCUGGAGGUCUUCAGGGCGGAGGAGGCAUUCCAGGACAAGGUGGCUUUGGUCCUCAGGGUGGAGCAGGCAUUCCAGGCCAAGGUGGCUUUGGUCCUCAAGGGAACGCUGGAAUAGGUCAAGCUGGACAAACACAACAAGGACUUCCACCUCCACCGCAGUCAAAUAGCGUUUGGACAUAUGCAACGUGCUAUUUGAAUGAAACGGGAUCAAACGUGAGAGGUCGUGUAGAUAUGAGACAAUCUACAUUCGGUGGUCCAACACAAGCCAGAGUACAAGUGAUUGGCUUACCACCAAGUUUAAUGAGUGACACUGAACAUGGUAUGCAUGUACACGAGUAUGGUGACGUAGGCAGAGGAUGCUAUGCUGCUGGACCUCAUUUUGAUGUCAAUGGCUUCUCUUUCCACGGAUCACCAAACAAUGUCAGAUCGAAUACAUUUCACGAGGGUGAUAUGGGUAAUCUACGACAAUCCAAUGCUGGCGUAAUAGAUGCUGAAUUAGUUCUACCUGCCAUGACAAUCGAUGGAGACAAUGGUAUUAUAGGACGUGCAGUAGUGUUACAUGAAGGUAGAGAUGAUUUAGGAAGAGGAGGAACUUCAAUGAGUCUACAAACAGGAAAUGCAGGUGCUCCAAUAGCUUGUUGUGUUUUGUCUCAUGCAGAUAGUACGAAUUGGGAUAACCGUUUUAUUCAAACAGGAAGACCAACACAAUUUUCGAACACUAUUCCCACAAACCCUAACCAGUUUGGAGGACUUCAAGGACAACAAGGUGGUGGAUUUAAUGCGCUUAAUCCAUUUGGACAAGGUCCUGGACCUAACGGCUUUAAUGGUGGUCCCGGCCCUCAAGGUGGUUUUGGUGGACCACAACCUGGUGGUCCUGGUGGUCCUGGUGGUCCUGGAGGUCCUGGUGGUCCUGGUGGUUUCAACUAGACUUCCACUGACAUUGACUUAUCAGACGUUCUAUAAAAUAAGCCAUAAUUAUUUAUUUCAUCUCUGCAUUUAUCUUUCUCAUUAUAUCAAUCAUCGUGUAUAUGUGCGUAUACAAUCCUAAGCUGCCAGUUUUUUGUAUCAUUUCCAGUUGUCUUUUGGAUUACUAACUACGCUGGCGUAAUAGUAAAAAAAGAUGACUUGGAAAUAUUGACUGUUUUAAAAAGGAUCGAGGAAGUGAUGGAAAGUUAUGAAACAACGUUACUAAUCAUGUUAACGCUAUAGUUCCUAAGGCCACGGACACGAAGUCUGUCAAGAACUUGUACUGACUUCCUGGUUUAGACGGAGAUAUUUUGUACUUGUUUAAUAAACAACAUAAAACACAGUCAUAUUUUAUAUGUCGUACCCUACAUGAUUCAGUUAAAUUUUGUUCGUAUUUUGGUUUGCUUUUGAGCAUACUUCUAAUAAUACCUUUUUGAAGGACAGCCCGGUCUGUGACUUUGUAAAGGUUAUCGGAUUCGGAACAAACAUGAUAAACAUUUCAUUUGAUAUAUUCAUAAAAUCAUGCAUUGGUCAUCAAAAAUAAAACUGUCACUUGUA